CCUGUGCGUCGUUUCUGGCCCACAUUGGACAGUCUUAGGCAAUUCUAAGGUUUUAUUCUGUGGGUUGGUGUUAGAAACAUAAUCAACAGGUGCGGUGGGGCAGUGGGGGAGGCGGUGCCUUUGCUUCCGGUUCCGGUCUGAGGCUUAGAGAGGGAAAGGGAGAUGUUGCGGGCACUGAGCAUGCGGGUUGGCUCCGCAUUCCUGGGACUCAGAAUUGCUGUGCGCACCAUGACUGGAGUGCCCACAGUCUCGCUCCCUGAACUCCGUUUACUCCUAGCCUCGGGCCGGGCCAGGCUCAUCGACGUGCGAUCUCGGGAGGAGGCAGCGGCUGGGACCAUCCCAGGCGCCCUCAACAUCCCUGUGUCUGAGUUGGAAAGUGCUCUGCGGAUGGACCCAGCUACUUUCCAGGCUUUGUACUUAGAGGAGAAGCCCAAGCUGGAAGAUGAGAAUCUUGUUUUCUUCUGCCAGAUGGGCAAGCGGGGCUUCCAGGCCACGCAGCUGGCCCAGGGCCUUGGAUACAUAGGAGCUCGAAACUAUGUGGGGGCCUACAAAGAAUGGUCUGAGAAUGACAGGUAGAAGGUGAUUUGCUGAUUGUCCCCGACUUCCAUUAGCCACCUUAACUACAGGUGGUAGGGCUGACUUGUUGGGUUGGGCAGUUCUUUAUAGUGUCUUACACAUAAGAGCAUCAAAUAAAGAGCAUUUAAUUAAAAUA
Messenger RNA from Perognathus longimembris pacificus (Pacific pocket mouse), 712 nucleotides. It is a transcript of the gene Tstd1, whose product is annotated as thiosulfate sulfurtransferase like domain containing 1. The record is from RefSeq and is a predicted model, not a curated record. The transcript has 4 exons. The coding region runs from base 163 to 576 and encodes 137 amino acids. Lineage: Eukaryota; Metazoa; Chordata; Mammalia; Rodentia; Heteromyidae. Gene Ontology annotation, cellular component: cytoplasm. Gene Ontology annotation, molecular function: thiosulfate-thiol sulfurtransferase activity.